Molecule: messenger RNA, 258 nt
Organism: Exophiala aquamarina CBS 119918
Lineage: Eukaryota; Fungi; Ascomycota; Eurotiomycetes; Chaetothyriales; Herpotrichiellaceae
Exons: 1
Source: RefSeq, a predicted model, not a curated record
UCGCGGACAUUCACCAUCUCCCGAAAACUACAACAAUCACACAAUGCACCAGAACAGCCGGUCAAUGUCUACCGGUCACAUGGUCGUGCACUAUUCAAAGCUUUGACCCUCGCGUUCUUCAGCUACCAGGUUAUAUAUUGGGCUUGGUUGAUUCUGGAGACUGAAGAGCUCAAGGAUCACAAAGACCGUGAAAUAAAGGCUUUGGAAAAUGAAGUCCGGUUAUUGGACGACCAACGAAAGACUCGACCAGCCAACUAG